Molecule: messenger RNA, 2240 nt
Organism: Branchiostoma floridae (Florida lancelet)
Lineage: Eukaryota; Metazoa; Chordata; Leptocardii; Amphioxiformes; Branchiostomatidae
Product: 5-formyltetrahydrofolate cyclo-ligase-like
Exons: 5
Coding region: 66-758 (230 amino acids)
Biological process (GO): folic acid-containing compound biosynthetic process; tetrahydrofolate interconversion
Cellular component (GO): mitochondrion
Molecular function (GO): 5-formyltetrahydrofolate cyclo-ligase activity
Source: RefSeq, a predicted model, not a curated record
GAUAGACACUGCGCGGCUAUUACGACACCGUCGCAAACUGGGUCGGUCCAUAGUUGGGGAAAAACAUGGCGGCGCUAGGUGCGGUCCACGCAGCCAAAAAAGUUCUACGGAAAGAAAUCAAGGCAAGGCUGGCAGCGAUGACCGAAGAGGAGAAGUACAGACAAUCUGAAAUUCUUACUCAAAGGCUUAUCUCUAACCCAAAGUACCAAGCCAGUAAGCAGGUUUCCUUGUAUCUAAGUUUCUCCAAUGAAGUGUCUACAGAAGGCAUCCUUCGGCACAUCUUUCAAAGUGGUAAAAGGGUCUUCAUACCAAGGUAUGUUGGUGACAAGAUGGACAUGUUGAGACUGUUCUCCCAGGAGGACUAUGACAGCCUACCUCUGACAAAAUGGAACAUCAAACAACCUCCAGAUGAUGACAACACAAGAGAUGAUGCAUUGUUUGCAGCUUGUUGUAACCCAUUGGCUUGGAGUUUGCAUGGUAGGGAAUCUAACAGAGGAGAAGGUGACAGGAUUGCCUAUUUUUUUCCACCCUUAGGUGGGCUGGACCUUAUCAUCAUGCCGGGACUGGGCUUCACCCCGGAAGGUCACCGUUUGGGGCGUGGGAAAGGCUACUAUGACAGCUACCUGAAGAAAUGUGCCGUGCUUCCAUCGGGGCAGCCAUACACGAUUGCUCUUGCGUUCAGGGAGCAGAUGUGUGACCACAUCCCUGUGUCAGAACAUGACAUGACCGUAGAUGAGGUACUGUUUGUGGAGAAGUAGUGAUCAGCCAAAUUUGCAGUCUGUUUUUCUGAAUAGGGUGCUACUCCCUCAUACAUCCAACAGCCCUCUUACCUUUAGGAGCAAACUCUUCCAUAAGUGGAAAAUUCAGAUUGACCACAUGGACCAGAAUUGUACCCUCAGGAAGCCUUAUAAUUUUCAAAUCAGACCUUCUAAAAUUCAACACUAUGAAACCACCACCCCCACCCUUGUGUCGUCCGCAUACACCAGGUUUAGCCUUUCAGAACCCUCCAACAAAUGUAAUGCUGAAUUCUAUUUCCUCAGUCUUUUCAACAAGUAUUUGACUUGCAUGAUAGAGCCAUGUGUUAAUUUAUACUUGAUUUUCUAUAUAUAGAGCAGAAGUGAUGGUACUUGUGCCUGAGCAAGUGAAUCUACUUGCAAUAUGAUAGAAAGCUCUACAAGACUGAUAUGUGCAGGAAUAUGGUAAAAAGCUAGCUAUGUAAACUUACUACAGUUGUCUUGUCAGAGGUUGUUUACAGGAUUGUUCUACAGAAAUAUUUAUUUUGGAAAUUGGUCCAGAAUACUGUACAAUUGUAGUUAAUAUUGAGACAUCUUAAGAAGCAUGUUUAAAGCAAGAUAUCAGUUCUGAUACUGUUUGUCCUAGGCUUUUGCAACAUUGUAAAUUGUGAUAGACAUUGUAUGUUUAGUUGCUUUUUAUCUCUACAAAUGAGUCAUAAAUUGAAAAGCAUAAUAACUAUAAGUAGGAAAAAGUACAUAUAUAAAUAUUUUAUUUUUUAAUCUAUGACUUAUGUGGUGUUCAUAGAGGUAGAGGACAGAAAUGAUCAUAGAUUUGAACCACUGUUAAUUGUCAAAUAUUUGUCAUGGUUUAAUGUUCCAUUGACAGUGAUAUUUUACCUUGAACUCAUCACAAAGCAAACAUUCUGUUUUGCAUUGCAUUGCUACAACUGUGAAUUUUAAACACCAGAAAUACCUCCUUUCCCCUCCCACUGCAAACUUUAAUCUCUUUACAGUGCUUUAAUCAUUCAAAUUUUGGAAACUGCUAGUAUCAUGUUUGUAAAUUCAACCACUGUAUUGAUGAGUGUGUACGCACAAUGAUGUGUUUUUGACAUUUAAGAAAAAGAUAUAUUACAAGAAGAAUUUUGUUGAUUAUGGGGAACUUUAAGUAUGCAUCCUUGAGUGAAACAAUCAGAGACUGGAAGUGAAGUUUAGCAAACAAUUUUGUCUUGUCUUUGUAUAGGGAUAACGAAAUGUUUAAAUUUCAAAUAACAUAUGACGUGUCAAUACGCACAUAUUUAUGAUAAGUACAGAUUUCAGAAUGUGAUAUUGAGUCAAAGUGCAAUGUUGCAACAACAUCCAGUGCCUGCCAAUUCAACAUUUUAAGAUUUUUCAGGGCAAAUUUUGCAUGCAUAUACAUGUACAUUCUGUAUAUUUUGUAAUUUGUGCCUUUGUAGAAUGUAGUAUUUUUGAAUAAGGAAUUGAAUCCGAAAUAAAGUUGUAAAAUGU